Aspergillus glaucus CBS 516.65 is the source of this 426-nucleotide messenger RNA. RefSeq lists its product as uncharacterized. Lineage: Eukaryota; Fungi; Ascomycota; Eurotiomycetes; Eurotiales; Aspergillaceae. The record is from RefSeq and is a predicted model, not a curated record. Bases 1 to 426 code for a protein of 141 amino acids. The transcript has a single exon.
AUGGUCAUAGUCUGGGGUGUCGAGGAAGGAAGUAUGAAGACGAUGACUGUCACGGCGGGGAGAGAAGAAGUAUUGUCUAUGCGUGGUCUCGACCACAGGAAACGGGAGUGGCCGAGAUGGUUGGUGGAGGAGCGAGGAGAGUGGGUUGACGGUCGAGAGCCACGCGUCAAUCAGGGAGACCUCCUUGGCCCAGACGUUGGAGGUGAACGAGAGAAGGUGAGAAGGGAUAACAAUAUGAUAGAGCAGAGGAAGGCGAUACAGAGUAGAGAAGAAAGGAUAGAGAGAGAGAGAGAGAGAGAGAGAGAGAGAGAGAGAAGAGAAAAGAGGGAGAGAGGAGAUGAGACGAGACAAAGCGGGAGAAUGAGGAGUUUCGGCUGUGCGGACAUUAAUGCCACGGGUCAGGUGACUGUCAUAACACACAAGUAG